Messenger RNA from Solea solea (common sole), 5076 nucleotides. RefSeq names its product lysyl oxidase-like 1 (gene loxl1). Gene Ontology annotation, molecular function: protein-lysine 6-oxidase activity; copper ion binding. Bases 398 to 2176 code for a protein of 592 amino acids. The transcript is spliced from 7 exons. The record is from RefSeq and is a predicted model, not a curated record. Gene Ontology annotation, biological process: peptidyl-lysine oxidation. Lineage: Eukaryota; Metazoa; Chordata; Actinopteri; Pleuronectiformes; Soleidae.
UCACAGUCCAUUGUAAGCAAUCAGGCAAAUAGAAGCUUGCAGUCUUGCAGUGUGCAGGCACUUCUUUUCAGAGGGCAGAGAGCGAUGCUGAGUCUACUGACAGGCGAGCCAGCAGACCAACAAGAACAUAUUCUUGUAGAACUAACAGAUGGUAACACCACUAGUGGGUCUGCUGAAGUCCACUUUGAAUCUCUGGGACCUGACUCUACUUGUAUCCUCAUCUACUGCUUACAGUGAAGACCUGCAGAUGCACUCGACCACAGGUUUACUUCUCGACCCUGCAUCUGUCUCAACUAUCACUCCAAAGCUGCAGGAAGAGGAUCCACAUGUUUUACUGACAGACUUACUGGUGGUUUGAGUUUUAGCCUCAGGUGGACUGGGAGGUUUAUUUUCUUUGAUGUCGUGUGGUGUCUUCAGAACCAGCAUGUUUCCUAUUGUUGUGGCAUGUGUGGGAUUUGUCCUGCUAGGCUCAGGAGAUGCUCAAGUUGCUUCAGAGACUCAGGGACAGAGCCAGGGUCAGGACCAGACCCAGGGGCAGGACAACUCUGCCGCUCCGUGGAGGCAGGUAAUUCGAUGGGAGAACAAUGGCCGACUAUUUAGCUUGCUUAACAGUGGAGCUGAAUAUGUCCCUGCUCGGGGAGGUGCCCAGGAGAGAGGACCCAGGGUGGUUGUUGCAGAUUCUCUUCCACGUUCAUCUGGCAGACGUCCGGGAGGUAAUGUCCGCCGCCAGGCUCCCCCAAGAGGAUCCUCUGAGACUGUCCGUGGUCAGGCAAGGCAUCCCUUUGGCUUUGGGCAAGUACCUGAUAAUUGGAGACGAACUGCAGGGAGUGCCGGUGGUACCCAGUUCCAGGGAUCAUCUGCCACUCAGUUCAGGCCAUCCACAGGCUCUUCAUCAUCAUCUUCAUCCUCAUCAUCGUCAUCGACUUUCUCUUCAUCCCCAUAUAAUGUACCAUCCUUUCCACAGUAUCCUUAUCCUCAAGAGCCUCCAUUCCAACCAGUACCUUAUGACCCUGGAUUUAUGGAAGGCCCAGUGAGGAGCUUUGAGCCUCCCUUUCAGCCUGUUGGUGGUGGAGUAUAUGGCGGUGGAGGGUAUGGUGCUGGUCAGACUUAUACUGGAGUGGGGUAUGGAGGUGGUCUGGCUCCAGUGCUCCCAGGGUCCCCCUCUGAUUUUACUGAUGAGAGCUACCGUUACUACCAGCCCUACAAUGUUAAUCCGAAUCCUAAUCCUAAUCCUGCAGUGCCUGCACGUGCUGCCCAGCCACCAUUUGCAAGUGGACUGGACCACAGAUACACCCACAGUCUAUACAAUGAAGAAAAUGCUCCAGCCGUCCCUGUCCCAAGUGUCAACCAGGCAACAUCCAUGAUUACGGACAGGACAGGAGCAGCUGGGCAAAUACCAAUCAGGAGCCCUCAGUACGAGCAGUUUCCUCCAUUUGGAAGACCCCAACCUCGUGCCCAGCAGCCCAUUAUUCCAGGCAGAAAUUCUCCAAACUCUGCCUUAGAGAACGCCGGUAUGACUGUUGGAAGUGUGUAUCAGCCAGAACAACAGAGAGGUUUGCCUGACCUUGUUCCUGAUCCCAAUUAUGUCCAGGCUUCCACAUACAUCCAGAGAGCUCACAUGUAUUCUCUUCGAUGUGCUGCAGAGGAGAAAUGUCUGUCAAGCUCUGCCUAUGGCCCUGAGACCACCGACUACGAUGUGAGGGUCUUGCUGCGAUUCCCACAGAGGGUGAAGAACAAGGGCACUGCCAGCUUCAUGCCUAACAGGCCACAUAAUACCUGGGAGUGGCAUAGCUGUCAUCAGCACUACCACAGCAUGGAUGAGUUCAGCCAUUAUGAUUUACUGGAGGUCAGCACUGGCCGCAAAGUGGCAGAGGGUCACAAGGCCAGCUUCUGCCUGGAGGACACUACCUGUGACUUUGGUCACCUGAAGCGCUUUGCCUGCACCUCUCAUACUCAGGGUCUGAGUCCAGGCUGCUACGAUACGUACAAUGCUGACAUCGACUGCCAGUGGAUCGAUAUCACUGACAUCAAACCUGGCAACUACAUAUUAAAGCUCCAGGUUAAUCCCAAAUUCUUGGUGCUGGAAUCAGACUUUACCAACAAUGUGGUCAGGUGUAACAUUCACUAUACAGGACGGGCUGUUAGAACAACCAACUGCAAGCUAGCACAGUCUUGAACAGGCACUGGAUGCCAGGCUGCCAAACUAGAGUGACCGUGAUCGCUAUUCCAUUGAAAUGUGAAUGGAAUCCAUUUAUUGUUGGUUUGUUGUUGCUGGUGUUGUUUGUCUCUAUUAUCUUGUGCUGUUUUUGGUAUCUUGGACCUGAGAAGAAUGUGGUUAACUAGCGUUAUGAGACACACGUGUGUGUGUGUGUGUGUGUACACCACAUACACACAGGUUCAUGUGAAAGUCAGUGCAGCGGACACUGCAUUGACUUUCAUUAAUUACGAGAGCCUAAACAAAGCGUUAUCCCUAAUUUUAUUCAUAAAUAGGUAAUGCCUUAACCUAACCUUAACCUAACCACAAUUCAAAUGUUAGCCCUAAACGUCCUCAGAAAUGAGGUUCUGCCUCAUUUGGACCAGGGUUUGGUCUCAAUGAGGACUGGUCCUGGCAAGGUCAGUGUUUAUGCCAGAAAUGUCCUAAAGGAGUAACAAAUACAAACACACAUAAAGCGUUAUGUAAUCCAUACUUCUAAUUGAUAUUCUAAUGAUAUACUAAUAAGUAACAGUUUGUUUUAAUUGUGUCCAAACAACUAUAUUUCUUGUGUGUAAUUUCUUUUUAAGAGAUUUUUUUUUGCUGUGCUGAAUAUGUGACCUUAGGUAGGUUAGGGUUCAUCAAGAAUACAACAAAUAAAAUUAGGGGCUAAGUCCCAAGUGCAUCCAGUCAUGCAGGAUGAGGGCAGACAGACAUGCCCAGUGGCAUCUCCACUGCUUCAGUGGGUCAGGCUGAGAUGCUGUGAUUCUCUAAACACAUCCUGUUAAAUGUUGUGUUCUCAGCAAGAAGAAAAAACAAGGUCCUUUUUUUUUUUCCUCCAUUUUUCAGCUCCAUCAAACUUUAAGUCAGCAGGAAGACAGAUACUGUCAGUGCUGCAUACCCCCGUGCAUCCUUUCUCGUUUUAGUCAAACAUGAACAAGAAGCUCAACUCAACUAGAAAAGGCGAAAACAAGACAAGUAUUUUACCUCUGUGUUCAACUAACAACACCGGUCAGAUGGCAUAUAAGGCAUCUAUACCUUUUCAAGAGCAAAUAUACAAAUAUUCCACUGUUGCAUGACUUUAAUAGUGGAGAUUAUUUUGUUUGUACUGUGUUUAUCCAUUCUGACCUUUAUUAUAACUUGAAAUGUAAUGAAAUUAUAUAUUUUUUUUCUUGAUAAUCUGAAUAAUUCAAAAAAAAACUACUGCUACAGACUUGCUAUUAAUGCAGAGUGCCAGAAAGAUGUCUAUACCUACCUCUCUGAGUGGGCUGUUUGUUUUUGAUAACUGCGUAGUUUCCAUUUGAAUGCCUGCGGUGGCUGGCUGUGACUCUGAAAUCUCCAUUUACCACGCAUAUUCAAGGAUGAAAGACAAUCAUUUAGUGACGUUCUUUAAAUGUAAACAUUAUACUCCUUAAAGAUUUCAGACCUGAAGAUAAAUCAAAACAACAUAAAUACAGUAAAAUGAAAUAAAGCAAAGAGUGAAUUAUAGUCUGUCUUCUAUCAUGGCGGGAGCAACAACAGAGUGAUGGAACAUAUAGUUUCCACACAACAUUGGGCACAGUAACAGGAGUUGUAUUAUCAGUUGCCUGUGACUCUUCUCCUCUCUGCAUUGUUCUUUCUUGUUUUAUUCCUCUGGAAAUGCCCAUUGCCCUGAUUUCAACUGUAUUGGUGCUGCAUGUCUAUAAGAACCAAAAUGAGUAAAGUUGGAAAUAUUAACCCAUGCCCCUGAUGAUAAAAACAACUAGUUAAUGACUGAAAGUGAAUAAAUUAAUUGCUUAUGCUAACAAUGAAUAGCAGAAACAACUGAAGCAGCACUUGUCCACGAAUACUGUGAAUCAAACCCAUACCCACAAUAUUUUUUCCCACCAUUCAAUUUUUGUUUGUUUCUUUGUUUUUGAAAAGACUGUCUGUUUUAAAUGACUGUUUGCAAUAAGCCUAAAAAUGCAGGUCUUUCAUAUUGUACUGUAAAUAGGCAGCUCUUUAAUUUGGCCCACUCUAGCGGAUUACACUGUAAAAAUGCAUCAAUGUGUGAUUUUGACAUUCGGUGGAACAAACAAAUGAAAGGAGACAGUUGCGCAGCAUCCUUGACAUGGUGAUGAAAUUUGUAACAUUGAACACCUGUCAACGUGUCAUAUAGCUCUCAAUAAAUACCUUUACACGUCAGCUGUUUGCUCAGAACUGAAGAUGGAUGCAAGGCUUCGCUCUGGUCCUCUGCAUAUGAGACCAUAUCUGAAGCGUUAUAUAAAAUACAUACUGUAUAAGUGCCUCCAAAGGAAAUGCCAUAUGACAAGUGUGAUAACUUAUUGAAAUCAUCCCCCUUAUAAAAGCAUAGGGGUGGGGCCUAUAUGUUUAAUGCAUUAAGGGAAUUUCCCAGGUAUUGUAUGUGAUUGUGUAAUGCAUUAUUCAGGCAGGGAUGCAAAUCUGACCUUCACAAAUACAGAAAACCACACACUUCCUAUACAAUAAGCUGCUUACCAACACCAAGCAGUGACUGCAGCAAUGGCGGAGUGACACCACUGUGCAUACAUAAGCCGGUCUGACUAGUUUUCAUGCUCUUGAUGAGAUUCCACAAUCUGUCAAGUUGAGAUAUAUGUGAAGAGACACUGAGAAAUAAUAAUAAGACUGGAUUUUAUUUCCUUUAUUGCCUCACACCAUCACCACACAGCCAAAGACACAUUCAUUCUCGGUUCACGCUCUUUGAUUUCUGGCAUCUUAAACAGACAAGUCACGUACAACGUGACACUGUGUUGAAACAAUGACGGAUGCAGGAUGAUGAAAUGUUAUCUGAGCUUGUGUUUGCUUCAUUUGCAGUCGUGCAUUGUGCAUUUCUCCAGAUAAUGUAUGUUGUGAUUCAGCGCUAUACAAAUAAAAUUGAACUGAACUGA